AUGGAAUUGUUAGACGUGCUCUUUGAGCAGAUGCUGUUCCUAGGUGGUGGAGGUGGGCAGGGGAAAGAACAGUGCAGAGAAGAGUGGGGGAAGCAAGUGGUUGGGGAUUCCUGCUUGAGAAGUGUGCCUGGGGCCUUUGGCGAGGCUGGGAGUGAGGAACCUCCCGCUACAGGUUCUGGGACCAGCUGGGGAGUCCCCAGAAGCCAAAAGGAGCAGGAAGAGCUGAGACUAGUUGAAGUGGACCUCGGGGACAGCAUCAUUGAGGACCCAGAGCUAGAAGUGAUCAAAACUUCAGGAGUCGGGGAGAUAGAGGAAGAGGAUGAGAAGUUAAAGGAGCUACAAAAUGAGGUAGAGAAGCAGAUGAAGAAGAGAACAACCCCAGGCAACGCUGGCUCAGUGAUCACGUCUCUAGAGAAGAUGGAGGCUGAUGCCAGUUCCAUCUGUGUUGGCAAUGUGGACUAUGGUGCAACAGCAGAAGAGCUGCAAGCUCACUUUCAUAGCUGUGUUUCAGUCGAUCGUGUUACUACAGUCUGUGGCCAAUUCAGUGGCCUUGCCAAAGGGUUUGCAUAUAUAGAAUUCUUAGACAAAGAGUCAGUGAGGACUUCCCUGGCUUUAGAUGAUUCCCUGUUUAGAGGAAGACAGAUCAAGAUGAUUCCCAUCACCACAACACACAGGGGUUUCCCAUGUAUCCAAUACCAUGCCCAGGCUACCAAUUACAUCUCCCUGUCUCGACUCUACAGUGGUUUUAACAGCAGGCCCUGGGAUCAAGUCUACAGGGGCCAGGCUAGAGUGACAUCAUGGCAUUCCCCUUACUAA
This is a messenger RNA of Arvicola amphibius (Eurasian water vole), 816 nucleotides long. Its product is annotated as polyadenylate-binding protein 2-like. Lineage: Eukaryota; Metazoa; Chordata; Mammalia; Rodentia; Cricetidae. The record is from RefSeq and is a predicted model, not a curated record. Gene Ontology annotation, molecular function: RNA binding.